Messenger RNA from Theobroma cacao (cacao), 2595 nucleotides. RefSeq names its product inter-alpha-trypsin inhibitor heavy chain-like protein. Lineage: Eukaryota; Viridiplantae; Streptophyta; Magnoliopsida; Malvales; Malvaceae. The record is from RefSeq and is a predicted model, not a curated record.
CCUCUCUCUAUCCCAAAAAUAAAAAAGUAAUUUUUAAUUAAAAAACCCGAGAUUAAUUGACCGAAACGAAAAGCAGGUGCUGACGCCAAUUGCAAGAAUCCGAUCACGGAAGUAAUCCCAUCCCUCCAAAAUUGCUCCUUGUCUGAUUCUCUAAAUAAUCUGUUUCUUGUCUUACAAAAAGAAGAAAAAAGAACUAAAAAAGUGACUCUUUUUUUUAUCGGUUUUUUACUUUUCAAAUGGCGGAGGAUUUUGCUCAGGCGGUGGAGGACGGGCUAAAGCUAGCGAAACGGAUAUACUUAGGGAAAGACAGGGGAGCGGUGGGGCCGCCAAAGCCACCACCGCCUAUGGAGAGGUCACCGUAUAGGUACUUGCCAUCGGCGCCGAUGGUUUAUGCGGUUAUAUCCGACCCGAGGAUUGUCGACAACCCGGAUAUUCCGAGUUACCAGCCUCACGUGCAUGGCAGGUGCGAUCCACCCGCUUUGAUUCCUCUCCAGAUGAACGGGGUGGACCUCGACGUCGAUUGUUACGCCGAUACCGCUUUUAUUCAAGUUUCCGGAUCGUGGAGAGUCCAUUGCGUUAUGGGUAGCCGUUCCUGUGAUUGUCGCAUUGCUGUUCCUACGGGCCCGCAGGGUUCAAUUCUAGGUGUUGAGGUUGACCUUCCUACAAAAUCAUAUUCUACUGAACUGAUUGGAGUGGAAGACAGUAAGGGUAUUGAAAAAAUAGCGCUUCCAGAAGAUGGAUGGUUUUUGAAGCCUCACAUAUUUACUUUAACAAUACCACAGAUCGAUGGGGGUACUAAUAUUUCAAUUAAGCUUCGUUGGUCUCAGAAAUUGUCAUAUAAUGAUGGCCAGUUCUCCUUGACUGUGCCCUUUACUUUUCCUGAAUAUGUUACUCCUGCUAUAAAGAAAAUCUCAAAAAAAGAAAAGAUACAGUUGAAUGUGAACUCUGUUAUUGCAACUGGAAUUUUGAGCAAGGCAACUAGUCAUCCUUUGAAGGAAAUAAGACGCAGUGCAGGGAAGUUCGGUUUCUUAUAUGAAGUAGAAGUUCUGACAUGGUCCAAUACUGACUUCAGUUUCUCAUAUAGUGUUUCUGCCAGUAACAUAUUUGGAGGGGUCCUUUUGCAGUCACCAUCUUUAUAUGAUUAUGAUCAAAGGGAUAUGUUCUGUGUAUAUCUUUUUCCUGGGAGUCAGCAGAGUAGGAAGGUGUUCAAAAAGGAGAUCAUAUUUGUUGUUGAUAUAAGUGACAGCAUGGAAGGGAGGCCACUUGAGAGUACCAAGAAUGCAAUAUCUGCAGCACUUUCUAAGCUUAAUCCUGAAGAUUCGUUUAACAUUAUAGCUUUUAGUAGUGAGACUUUUCUAUUUUCAACAUCCAUGGAGUUGGCUUCCGAGGAAGCAAUUGAAAGGGCCAGUGAAUGGAUUAGCACGAAACAUAGUGAGGGAGGCGGUACAAAUAUUUUUAUUCCACUAGAAAAGGCAACUGAGAUGCUGUCAAACACACAUGGUUCAAUUCCUAUGAUUUUUCUUGUUACUGAUGGGGCUGUUGAAGAUGAGAGGAACAUUUGUGACUGGAUAAAAAAGCGUCUAACAAAUGGAGGAUCAUUAUGUCCACGUAUACAUACUUUUGGCAUAGGUUCUUUCUGUAAUCAUUAUUUCCUGCGCAUGCUUGCUAUGAUUGGACGGGGGCAAUAUGAUGCUGCUUUUGAUUUAGAUUCAAUUGAGGUUCAGAUGCAAAAAUUAUUUAGCAGAGGUUUAUCUACCAUUCUUGCAAAUAUAACCUUUGAUGCAUUUGAUGAUCACGAACAAAUAGAGGUGUACUCUUCAUUUAUUCCUGACCUUUCAUCUGAAAGCCCGUUGACAAUAUGCGGGAGGUACCAAGGUAGUUUUCCUGACACUCUUAAAGCUAAAGGUGUCUUAGGAGAUCUGAGUAGCAAUGUUACAGACUUGAAGAUAGAAAGGGCCAAGGAUAUACUUCUUGACAGAGUGUUAGCAAGGCAGCAGAUUGAUUUACUCACAGCUCAGGCAUGGCUUUCAGAAAAUAAACAGCUUGAGGAAAAGGUUGCAAAAUUGAGCAUACAGACUUGCAAUAUCUCUGAGUAUACCCGUAUGGUCCUGCUUGAGAAAAAUAAAAUAUACCAAGCCUCAGAAUCUUCUGGUUCUCUGAAGGUUCCGUAUAAAGGUGAUCCACACGAAAUUGGGGACUCCGGAGCGCCCAAAAAGAUGUUGCUUCAAAGCCUCACAGUUGGCUUUGGUGACCUGAUUGCAACUGCCGAAAACAUCCGUCCAGGAUCUCAAGAACCAAAAUUGCCUGAAGUUGCCGAAAUUCUUGUGAAGGCAACUUCAAAUUGCUGUGGUCAGAUAUGUAAUCAAUGCUGUUGCAUGCUCUGCAUCCAGUGUUGUUCAAAGAUGAAUAAUCAAUGUGCCACUGUAUUAGCACAGCUAUGCACUGCUCUGGCAUGCUUUGGCUGCCUUGAUUGUUGCUUACAAUUAUGCUGUCCUGGACAAGAUGGUCGAUAAACGCAUUCCAGAAUUUGAUCCGGUUGGUGUAUAUUAUUGUUUUUAGUGUAUAAAAUUGAUAUAUUAUUUACAUUCGUUCUCA